Myotis davidii is the source of this 1664-nucleotide messenger RNA. It is a transcript of the gene SLC35E4, whose product is annotated as solute carrier family 35 member E4. The record is from RefSeq and is a predicted model, not a curated record. The transcript is spliced from 3 exons. Bases 441 to 1115 code for a protein of 224 amino acids. Gene Ontology annotation, molecular function: antiporter activity. NCBI's taxonomy places the organism in Eukaryota, Metazoa, Chordata, Mammalia, Chiroptera, Vespertilionidae. Gene Ontology annotation, cellular component: Golgi apparatus.
CGGGCCUGGGCACUGACGGAGGCAGGGCGCCGCGGCGACUGUGCAUCGCAGGACACCACGGGGUGCAGGAGCCUGGAUUACCCCGGCGGGGCCUGGUCAUGGCCUGAACGCGCAGGAGAUCCCGGAAUCUGCACGGAAGAGGAAGAAGAACCGGGAUUCUCUCAGCCUGGCGUGGGCACCAGGUCGGGAGAAGAGUAGAGACUUCACCUGGCACAGGGCAGAGCUACCCGGAGCUUACUAGGCCAGAGAGCCUGGCAUCCCAGCAGCCGCGACCUGGGCUCCGCACGGCUCCUGGACCUGGGCUGGCACGGGCCUGGCAGAACAGGCCGUUGGCUCACCUGUCUGAAAGGAAGGCCGGGAUCUGAGGAGCCAGGACCAGGGGGCAGGGCUCUCUGGUGGCUCCGGGGAGCUGGCCUCCUGCCCCAGCCCCACGGGCACGGAUGUGCCGCUGUCCUCGGGAGCACCAUGACAGCAGGAUGACCUCUGCGGACACAGUGGCGGUGGCCGGCAGUGCUCGGGGGGCUGGUUCCCCAGAGUGGCCCCCCGAAACCCCCCAAGCCCCUGGCCGGCCUGGCCGGGCCCGGGUGGCCAUGGCAGCCCUGGUGUGGCUGCUGCCACCCGCGGGCUGUGGCUUCCUGCUGGCUGCCACCUGCCUCCGUGGCCUCAAGUCCAUCCAGCAGAGUGCCCUGCUGCAGGAGGAGCGGCUGGACGCGGUGACCCUGCUGUACGCCACCUCGCUGCCCAGCUUCUGCCUGCUGGCCGGCGCGGCCCUGGUGCUGGAGGCCGGGGUGGCCCUGUCGCCGGCUCCCACAGACUGCCGCCUCUGGGCCUGCAUCCUGCUCAGCUGCCUCCUGUCCGUGCUCUACAACCUGGCCAGCUUCUCCCUGCUGGCCCUCACCUCUGCCCUCACCGUCCACGUCCUGGGCAACCUCACUGUCGUGGGCAACCUCGUCCUGUCCCGGCUCCUGUUCGGCAGCCACCUCAGCGCCCUCAGCUACGUGGGCAUCGCCCUCACCCUGGCGGGGAUGUUCCUUUACCACAACUGCGAGGUCGUGGCCUCCUGGGCUGCCCGCUGGGGCUUCUGGCGGAGGGACCAGCCUGGCAAGGGUCUCUGAGGCCUGAGAGAGCGCCUGGGCCGUCGGGGACAGCCCCCCCCAGCCUGAACCCAACCUUGGCCAGUGGCCGUGGGACAAGCGGAGAGCAGGCAGCCACUGGGCCUUGGGAGGGCGAGGUGCCUUCGGGAAAGGCCACCUGGGGGGCUGCAUGGGGCCUCCCAGCGAGAACCCCUGUCCCUGCCUCCCUCCCCUCACCCCAGGUCCCGCUCACCACUGGAUGGUGGGUCCACGCCUGGCACACUCACUGUGCUUGUCAGAGUAACUAUUAUUAAUCCCGAUGACUACGCCGAAAACUACUGGCCAAACUUCGAGGACCUCUCCGUGUUCUGAUGACGACGAUGACGAUUCCUGGCGGUUGCACAAUCCUCCCUCCAGGAAGUGGGGGAGGCAGCUGGGGGGCCCCGGGACGGGCUUGUUGCUGCUGGGCUCCCCUCGGUGGUGGUGGUGGGGGGGUGUCAUCUGUGCCAAUUCCCGGCAGCUGCUGUAGCCUCAUCCCUGGACCCUCCAGUUUUGGGUCUCCCGCCCUCAAAUAAACUAUUUUUGCUUGUA